Sporothrix schenckii 1099-18 is the source of this 1353-nucleotide messenger RNA. RefSeq names its product cell cycle checkpoint control protein RAD9A. Gene Ontology annotation, biological process: cellular response to ionizing radiation; mitotic intra-S DNA damage checkpoint signaling; DNA repair. The record is from RefSeq and is a predicted model, not a curated record. Lineage: Eukaryota; Fungi; Ascomycota; Sordariomycetes; Ophiostomatales; Ophiostomataceae. The transcript is spliced from 7 exons. Bases 1 to 1353 code for a protein of 450 amino acids. Gene Ontology annotation, cellular component: checkpoint clamp complex.
AUGGCGAUCGUAUCAUUCACGCUCACAGACGACGGCGUGACCGCCUUCCAGAAUGCAUUGGCGUGCAUCCUGAAGUUUAGCGAAGACGUCUCGCUCGACGCUCGAAGAGACAAGCUCAUCUUAAGCGCUCUGAAUGCCAUCAAGUCCGCGUUUGUGUCUUUCAACUUCGCUUCGUCCCACUUCUUUCGUUACAAAUACGAAGGCAGCGAGCGAUCACCAGACAAGUUCCAGUGCCUAAUUCUCAUCCGGGCUUUGCUCUCCAUUUUCCGUAGCAGAACAAGCGGUGACACCAGCCGUGGUGGCAGUGGUGACUCGAGUAUCGAGAGAUGUGACGUCUCGAUUGAGGACGGGCCGGACCGAAACAGCCGUUUUGUGGCUAAGAUUGCUUGGAGGAAUGGUAUCACGGCCACGCAUGCUAUUUCGUUCGAGGCCCAGGCUCCCGUUCUUGCCAGAUUUGACAGCUCUGGUGCUGACAAUCAAUGGUCGAUUUCCGCACAUACGUUGCGGCGCUUGAUGGACCAUUUUGGACCCAAGGUCGAGCUGCUCGACAUCAACACGGAGGGUGAAGGUGUCCUGAAUCUCACCUGCUCUACUGAAAAGCAGUAUACAAAAACAGACGGGUUUCUGAACAUGAAUGUGCAUACAUCAAUCGCAGUCAAGAUGGAUGAUUUCGACGACAUUGACAUCGAACACAAACAUCACAUUAUUAUCAAUGUGAAGGACUUCCGAGCCAUUCUCCAACACGCGUGCACGACAAGCGGAAAGCUUACUGCGCAAUAUUCACAGCCUUGGAAACCAUUAAGGUUUUCAUACAGUGAAAACGGGCUGUAUUGCCAGUUUGUACUCAUGACAGUGGGCGAGAAGGAAGGCUCGAACUCCAAGAAAGACGGCACUAGAGUCCACAACUCGCGCACAAAAAGACCGUCGUUUCCAGCAGGCACAGCUUCGACGACUGCAACUCUACCUGAGGCUGGCCAGCGCCUGUCCAGCCGGGUAGAACCGGACUCGGCUCCAGCGGACGGGCUGCCAUCUACCAGCAGGACAGGUCCUUUGUCUGCACCCAUUACACAUUCCGGGUUUGAGAUGAGACCACCACUGGCCCCUCCGUCUACUAUACGGAUGGAGGCCUUGUAUGAUGAGGAUAGCCAGUGGGAGCCUGUCAACCCGGAGGAAGAAAACCCUGGGUUCGUUCGUAUUGAAUGGGAUGAAAGUCUACGGCCGGAAUUGGCUUUCGUGCCUAUUGCCAACGACCAUAGUGUCAAUGUGGAUGAACCGGCACCCACAGAUGUGCCUGGAGGACUGGAGCCGACACAGCGUCUUACACAGGUUCGCAAAUUUGGGUUGUUUGAUUGA